This is a messenger RNA of Salvelinus fontinalis (brook trout), 3686 nucleotides long. RefSeq lists its product as uncharacterized. The record is from RefSeq and is a predicted model, not a curated record. The transcript is spliced from 3 exons. NCBI's taxonomy places the organism in Eukaryota, Metazoa, Chordata, Actinopteri, Salmoniformes, Salmonidae. The coding region runs from base 1393 to 3348 and encodes 651 amino acids.
ACUCUAAAGUUUCCAAAACUGUCAAAAUAUUGUCUGUGAGUAUAACAGAACUGAUUUUGCAGGCGAAAACCUGAGGAAAUCCAACCCGGAAGUGCCUCUUAUUUUGAAAAAUCCCUGUUCCACUGCCUGCCUAUCCUCCAUUUAAAGGGAUAUCAACCAGAUUCCUUUUCCAAUGGCUUCCACAGGCCGUGAACAGGCUUUAGACAUAGUUUCAAGCUUUUAUUCUGAAAAAUUAGCGAGAUUUAUCAAAUCGCGUCAGUGGAUAGCCAGAUGUCCUUUGAUUAGUUCUUGCGUGCGAAAGUGGUAGCUCAACAUUGUCUUUCUCUAUUGUAUUGAAUAGUUUACCUACCGGAUAGUUUACCUACCGGUUGAAAUAUUCUCAUUAUAAAGAUUAUUUAUGUUACAAACAACCUGAGGAUUGAUUAUAAAAACGUUUUACAUGUUUCUACGAACUUUACGGAUACUAUUUGGAAUUAUCGUCUGCCCUUCAUGACCUGCCUGAGCCUGUGGAUUUCUGAACAUAACGCGCCAAACAAAUUGAGUUUUUUUUAUAUAAAAAUAAUCCCUAUUGUCUGCAGAUUUUGCUUGAAGAACCAGAACAACAUCUCUGUGCACCUCAACAGAGUGUGCAUGAAGCUAAAACCAUAACAAGAGAUUGAUCAAGAAGUCGCCGCUGCCCGAGAUUCCAUGGUACAGCAUCUUUUGCAAGGUAGGAUGGUUGACUACAGCUCACUCAGUUAUAUCGUUACACAACAAGACGCACUCCGACUCCUGAUCCAGAAGUUAGAACAAACUGGUCACAUUAUUAAGAACAAGCCAGAAGACAAACAAAUACACGGGUAAGCUAUUUUUGACACUGAUAAAUAAUAUAUAUGCAAGUUACAUAAUAAUUUAACUCAUUUGAACUGUUGUUUGAUUGCAAUAUAAUAUCAAUGUUUUUGUUUAUCUGUGUGAUAUUUCAGCCAAGUGGAAGUGGCUCAUGUAUUGUCACCAACUGAAGCUGCAGAAUCAGACAUCAACAUGGAGGAUGACCAGUCUGCCUUGUACCAACUGCCAGCGAACCAGUCAUGGGACAACAAACUGACAAAGGGGAUGCAAGCAGUGGUUUAUAAGGUACACAGAUGAUGUUGAACUACAAAUCUACUGAUGUUUUGACAGUCGGAUGCACUCUCCUGCCCAGAUAAAGAUGAUAGCUACGUCACGGGUAGAGUGAGGCUGCAGAGGACAGAUAGAGGUGAUAGCUACGUCACGGGUAGAGUGAGGCUGCAGAGGACAGAUAGAGGUGAUAGCUACGUCACGGGUAGAGUGAGGCUGCAGAGGACAGAUAGAGGUGAUAGCUACGUCACGGGUAGAGUGAGGCUGCAGAGGACAGAUAGAGGUGAUAGCUACAUCAUGGGUAGAGUGAGGCUGCAGAGGACAGAUAGAGGUGAUAGCUACGUCACGGGUAGAGUGAGGCUGCAGAGGACAGAUAGAGGUGAUAGCUACAUCAUGGGUAGAGUGGGGCUGCAGAGGACAGAUAGAGGUGAUAGCUACGUCACGGGUAGAGUGAGGCUGCAGAGGACAGAUAGAGGUGAUAGCUACAUCAUGGGUAGAGUGGGGCUGCAGAGGACAGAUAGAGGUGAUAGCUACAUCAUGGGUAGAGUGAGGCUGCAGAGGACAGAUAGAGAUGAUAGCUACAUCACGGGUAGAGUGGGGCUGCAGAGGACAGAUAGAGGUGAUAGCUACAUUAUAGGCAGAGUGAGGCUGCAUAGGACAGGUAGAGGUGAUACCUACAUCAUAGGUAGAGUGAGGCUGCAUAGGAGAGGUGAUAGCUACAUCACGGGUAGAGUGGGGCUGCAGAGGACAGAUAGAGGUGAUAGCUACAUUAUAGGCAGAGUGAGGCUGCAUAGGACAGAUAGAGGUGAUAGCUACAUCAUGGGUAGAGUGAGGCUGCAGAGGAGAGGUGAUAGCUACAUCAUGGGUAGAGUGGGGCUGCAGAGGACAGAUAGAGGUGAUAGCUACAUCAUGGGUAGAGUGAGGUUGCAGAGGACAGAUAGAGAUGAUAGCUACAUCACGGGUAGAGUGGGGCUGCAGAGGACAGAUAGAGGUGAUAGCUACAUUAUAGGCAGAGUGGGGCUGCAUAGGACAGAUAGAGGUGAUAGCUACAUCAUGGGUAGAGUGAGGCUGCAGAGGAGAGGUGAUAGCUACAUCAUGGGUAGAGUGGGGCUGCAGAGGACAGAUAGAGGUGAUAGCUACAUCAUGGGUAGAGUGAGGCUGCAGAGGACAGAUAGAGGUGAUAGCUACAUCAUGGGUAGAGUGAGGCUGCAGAGCACAGAUAGAGGUGAUAGCUACAUCAUGGGCAGAGUGAGGCUGCAGAGGACAGAUAGAGGUGAUAGCUACAUCAUGGGUAGAGUGAGGCUGCAGAGGACAGAUAGAGGUGAUAGCUACAUCAUGGGUAGAGUGAGGCUGCAGAGGACAAAUAGAGAUGAUAGCUACAUCACGGGUAGAGUGGGGCUGCAGAGGACAGAUAGAGGUGAUAGCUACAUUAUAGGCAGAGUGAGGCUGCAUAGGACAGGUAGAGGUGAUACCUACAUCAUAGGUAGAGUGAGGCUGCAUAGGAGAGGUGAUAGCUACAUCACGGGUAGAGUGGGGCUGCAGAGGACAGAUAGAGGUGAUAGCUACAUUAUAGGCAGAGUGAGGCUGCAUAGGACAGAUAGAGGUGAUAGCUACAUCAUGGGUAGAGUGAGGCUGCAGAGGAGAGGUGAUAGCUACAUCAUGGGUAGAGUGGGGCUGCAGAGGACAGAUAGAGGUCAUAGCUACAUCAUGGGUAGAGUGAGGCUGCAGAGGACAGAUAGAGGUGAUAGCUACAUCAUGGGUAGAGUGAGGCUGCAGAGGACAGAUAGAGAUGAUAGCUACAUCACGGGUAGAGUGGGGCUGCAGAGGACAGAUAGAGGUGAUAGCUACAUUAUAGGCAGAGUGAGGCUGCAUAGGACAGAUAGAGGUGAUAGCUACAUCAUGGGUAGAGUGAGGCUGCAGAGAAGAGGUGAUAGCUACAUCAUGGGUAGAGUGGGGCUGCAGAGGACAGAUAGAGGUGAUAGCUACAUCAUGGGUAGAGUGAGGCUGCAGAGGACAGAUAGAGGUGAUAGCUACAUCAUGGGUAGAGUGAGGCUGCAGAGGACAGAUAGAGGUGAUAGCUACAUCAUGGGUAGAGUGAGGCUGCAGAGGACAGAUAGAGGUGAUAGCUACGUCACGGGCAGAGUGGGACUGCGUAGGACAGAUAGAGGUGAUAGCUACAUCAUGGGCAGAGUGAGGCUGCAGAGGACAGAUAGAGGUGAUAGCUACAUCAUGGGCAGAGUGAGGCUGCAGUAGCCUAACGGGAGUGCUUUUUAGCAAAUGUUGAGUACAACACUUAUGUUGUACAUAAGUGUUAAAUAACAUGGUCUAUCUCCACAUUCUGUAUCGUUACAAUUUUUUGUUAAGUAGUUACAUUGCAGUAAACUUUGAUGACCGCUAUGUCAAAGCAUUUAACUAAUAAAUUGUCUGUAAAAAUGUCUAGUAGACUUUUUUUCAGAUGUACGCCACUAGUUUACUGUAUAAUACAGUGAAUAUGGAGUUAUUUUAAUUCAGAUUUAAUUUGGUGCUGUGUUAUGCACUAUAUACACUUUAUUUAGUUGUAUGUGUGGUUUACAUUAGUAUGAAAAUUAUAA